Vespula vulgaris is the source of this 747-nucleotide messenger RNA. RefSeq names its product 39S ribosomal protein L55, mitochondrial (gene mRpL55). Gene Ontology annotation, cellular component: mitochondrial large ribosomal subunit. Gene Ontology annotation, molecular function: structural constituent of ribosome. Bases 327 to 659 code for a protein of 110 amino acids. Gene Ontology annotation, biological process: translation. NCBI's taxonomy places the organism in Eukaryota, Metazoa, Arthropoda, Insecta, Hymenoptera, Vespidae. The transcript has 2 exons. The record is from RefSeq and is a predicted model, not a curated record.
AGAUAACAAAAAAAAAAAAAGACUACAAAUAUAGAAAAGGCGCAACAUUUUUACUCUUAUUAGUACAACAAAAAAAAUUCGUUUUGAAAGGAAAUAUAUUUUAUUAUUUUAUGUUGCACGCAAUAAACACGGAAAAACACGCAUAGCACGCAGAGAUAUAUUUAUGCUAAAGUUGCGAUAUUAUAUUUUUAAAACGUCGAUAUCUCGAACGAAUGUCGACAGACUUUAUCAACGCGGAUUGGUCGAACGGAGAGAUCACGUGAUCAGCACAGCAUUACAUAGAACGUGGUAUCGACUGCUGGAUUUUCGUCUGUUUAAAUGACAGAAUGAAUACAUCUUUACUUCUGCGUAUCUCAAGGUUUAAACCAAUUCUGGUUAAAAACUUGAAUUGUUGGACAGCAGCUAUAACAAAGAAACACCAGAAUGUUUAUGUAAAUACAUAUCCUACCGUUCUUGUUCUCCCCGAUGGAAGUAGCAUAAACAUUGAAUAUAAUGAACCGAGAAAAAUAAUUGUCCUUCCAAUCGACAUCUCAAAACUUUCGGAAGAACAACAGAGGAUUAUGAUUAGUAAACGCAAGCCAAAGACUAAGAUCGUUCUAGACGAGGAGCAAGAAGAUGAUUUCAAUGAAAUGAAAUAUAUAAAAAUGAAGAAACGAUAAUUAGAAAAAAAAAGAAAAAAAAAAAUACUUCUAAUCAUAUUUAAGGAUUUCUGCAUGUUAAUAAAAUGACAAAAAGAAUUGACGUAAA